Messenger RNA from Lecanosticta acicola, 2428 nucleotides. The record is from the annotation of a GenBank genome assembly. NCBI's taxonomy places the organism in Eukaryota, Fungi, Ascomycota, Dothideomycetes, Mycosphaerellales, Mycosphaerellaceae.
AUGGCCACCCGAUCAAACGUCGAUGUCACGCAAAUCGCGAGUCUAGCCCACCAGCUCCAGCAGUCGCCUCAGGAAGAGCAAGAGGACGGCGCGAAUGGCCUCAAGCGCAAAGCCGGCGACGAUGGAGGGCAACCGCAACAGCGCGCGCGACGGAAUCGCUACGUCUCCAUUGCCUGCAAUGAAUGCAAGCGGAGGAAGAUUAAGUGUAAUGGCCAGACGCCGUGCCAGCGCUGCGGAAACUUGAACCUCGAAUGCGUCUAUGCGCCGAAUUGCUGCAGUGGCUUCAAGGACUCUCAAGAAUAUAGGGAAAUGUGCAACCACAUAGCCGUUCUGCAAGAGCAAGUCAACCAGCUAUAUGAGGGCUUCAAUGCUUUGCGCGUACAGAUGAAUCACAUGGGUGGGCACACAGGACAGCAGCAUCCACACACCCCCAUAGACCCAUCUUUACAGUCUGGAGCACCAUACCCUUCUCACCGUGGAUCUUACCCGGGACACCAACCCUCGCCCGGCGCUCCAACAGCUACCAUGUCUCCCAACUCAGCGCGGAGGAAGAGCCAGUCCCAAGCCCAGCAACCGAGCUUUCGCGGACCUACCAGCAACGUUUUCAACCUCGGCGUAGCGAAGAGUAGCCUUGAGACCAUGGGAAUCACUGGGCAGGGUGAGGACGCUGGCGGCAGUGGAGAUGCGGGUACAGGCACAGCUGAAGUAUCUCCUCAGAGGUCACCAUUGUAUGGUAAUGCACAGCUGCUGCCGAGCAUUCACGGAGACAAGGAUCCAAUCUGGAGCAUUCCUCAAGAAGAGGCGCUUCGACUGUGUAGAGUCUAUGAGGAUGAGAUGGGGCUGAUGUACCCUGUCGUAGAUGUCGACAAAGUCGUGAACUACGCGACGAAAUUGUACCGUUUCAUGGAAGCAGCACGUCGCUCUGGCCUAAUGCAACAGGGCAUGCCCGGAGCUGAUUCAAUAGACGACGAGGAUACGAACAUCCUCAAGAUGGUAAUUGCGACUGCUUUGACUGUUGAGGCUUCUGGCCGGAGCGAAGUCGGCCAACGCAUGUUUGAAUACGUGCAACCGGCGAUCGAUCAGAUGCUCCUGGGAAACAUCGCCGUCAAAGCAAUUCGACUGCUCGUGAUGACGGUGAGUACUAAUGCGCAGCAUGACGUUUGAGCAGGUCCCUUCUAAUUUUUCAUAGGCAAUGUAUGAAUUUCAUCGCGACAACGAGGGAACAUCCUGGCGCCUCAUUGGGCUCACUGCGCGACUGUGCAUCGAGUUAGGCUUGCACAGGAAAGAGACCUACGAUGCCAUACAGGACGACGGUGAUCGGUCUGACACCAUGCUCCUCUUCUGGGCCAUCUACGUGUUGGACCGCAGAUGGAGCUUCGGCACCGGCAUGCCGUUUGCUCUGCAGGACUCAGACAUCGAUCCUCAGCUCCCAAAGCCAGAAGACCGAUCGCCGUAUUUGAGUGCUAUGAUCCAAUAUUCCACCAUCAGCAGCAAGGUGUGGAAGUCUGUUGCGGCCCCAGGAUCCGACGCUCGGAAUGGAAUACCCAUCAAUGUUGACGAGAUGAACUACCUCGAUUACCAAGUCGUUCAAUGGCUUCAAAACAUACCUGCGCAUCUUCGCUUCGAGCACCCGAGCAAGGCUGGAAGCGUUUCGAUGCAGAGCGGACCGGCAUCUUCUCGUGCGGGCAACCGGCUACGGAUCCUCCUCUAUCUACGGGCAAAUCAGAUGCGAAUUUUGAUAUUCCGGCCCGUGCUACACUCAGCGACCUCCAUCAUACAGCAUCGUGAUCAAGCCCAGAAGGUCGCGGACGUGGCAAAGGACACUGUCCGUGUCUUGACUCACAUCAACCAAACAUCGGAUCUAUAUCGCACACAACAAGUCCUUUUCAACGCAUUUUUGACCUCGGCCUUGGCUGUCUUAUUUCUGUCUGUCAGCCAUACGCCGGUGUUGUUUGCGGACAGCGUACGGGAAGAGUUCUAUAUGGCUCUUGAACUCAUUCGCGGCUUCUCCAAAGGUAGCUGGGUGAGCAAGCGGCUGUGGAGGACGAUACGGGUCUUGAAAGAGGUUGGGCCAAAACUGGGUCUGACCAGAAAGGACCCGAACAGCGCAUCCACGCAGCCGCGUGCCACAGCCAAGGAUGAUCUCGAAUCGAGUCGUUCGGCAGCAGUAGCCAUGGCAGGUCUCGCUGGACAUAAUGUGGAUGAAAUGUCCUUGUAUAAUGGUGCGCCGCACCAGUCCCAGUAUCUGGGGCAUUUAGGAGCGUCGAGCAGCCCUGAAGGUAUGGUGCAUGACCUGACGAGCUUGUUCGAGGCGGCUGGUGGCUACCAUCACAUGGGAGCGAACGGCACUCAUGAUGGCUACGUUGCAGACGGCAUUGAAGACCAUGGUGAAGAGGGGCUGUCGCAUAUUCUGAAGGAGUUGUUUUAG